UAGCCAAUUUAAUGCAUUUAUAUUACUUCUGAGAUGUAUUUUCUGCUGCCAAUAGCAUCUGUCUUUGCUUUUUAUAGCCAUAGCCCUCUGCAAUAGCAUAUACAUUUGAAUUAUUUGUGACCCUGGAUAUAGCUCAGUUUUUCGAAAUUUAGAUUUUUACAUCAUCUGAAAGCUGAAUAAUUAAGAUUUCUAUUGAUGUAUGGUUUGUUAUGAUAGGAAAAUAUCUGUCGGAGAUACAACUGCUUAAAACUCUGGAAUCUGAGGGUGCAGAAAACUUGCCUUUGAAGUUGUUAAUCAGGCAGGCCAUCCACUCACAAAAAUAAAGUUUUUAUAUAUUUACGGUAUGAAAUUUACAAAAUAUCUUCAUGGAACAUGAUCUUUACUUAAUAUCCUAAUGAUUUUUGGCAUAAAAGAAAAAUCAGUCAUUUUGGCCCUUUUACUAAAAAUGUUCCCAAGCUACUUAAGACCGGUUUUCUGAUCCAGGGUCACGUUUGUGAUUUUGUUUACUAAAAAUAUUUGAAACCUCUCUCUGUUUUAAGUUUACUGUGAGAGCUGUGAAGGCUACGUGAAGAUGCAUGAGCUCUCGCAGCAGAAUAUCUCAAAUCAGUUCAAAUGCAUCUGAUAAUCCUAACUGGGGUUUACUGUCUUGCCCAGUGUACUUUGUGUUGCUCAACUGAUACUUGUACUCUGUUGUACAUUUGGUGAAUACUGUUUGUAUUGCAUUAAUGUACUUGCGAUAUUGGGCUAAUAAUAAACCAUAUAUUUUGCCAUUUAUUAAUAUGAUACUUUAAUAAUCUAUUGUACACAAAUAGAAUCAUAAAAAUCAUAAAAUUCAAUGCUGGAUGUUGACAUUUGUAGCCCCGCCCACAGAACGGAUUUUAGAAAGACCCGUCGCGCGGAUAUGGCAUCACCGUGACGCAUGGCGAGGUCGCGAGGAGCAGUGACCAGUGCUGAAAUCUGUUGACCAGCGAGUUUCUGCACGGAUCACUGACAAAAUGAGUCAGCGCACUGAACGACGGGGGAUCCAUGUGGAUCAAUCAGAAUUGCUGUGCAAGAAGGGCUGUGGUUACUAUGGAAAUGCUGCGUGGCAGGGUCUGUGCUCCAAGUGCUGGAGAGAGGAGUACCAGAAAGAUCGGCAGAGGCAGAUCCAGGAGGACUGGGCCCUGGCUGAAAAGCUCCAGAGGGAAGAGGAGGCAGCGUAUGUCAGCACUCACAGUUCCUCUCAAACCCAGCCUCCGCAUUCUCACUCCCAGCCCUCUCUCGCCACCUUUUCCAAGUUCGAGGAGAAGAAAACCAACGAGAAAACUCGCAAGGUCACCACUGUGAAGAAGUUCUUCAGUCCCUCUUCCCGCACAGCACCUAAAAAAGUCCCCCCUGAAAAAGAAAGUGAGAAAGAGAAGUUGCAGGGCAGGAGAGAGAGCCAUGGAGAAACCCUCCUGAGGGAUCUGAAGGGCAUUUUUACCCAGCCCUGGGAGAUGGGCUCGCCCACAGAAGCUCUGGUAUCGAGGCUGAGAGAGAGCCAUGAGGGGAAGACUCCGAGCCCCUCCAUCACACGUCAGUCCAGCAUCGAGACCGAUCGCGUGUCACGAGACUUUGUGGACUUCCUGAAGACAUUACAGAAGCAGGCCGGCAGAGAAAUCCACAAGCAGAGCCGUGCUUUUAUAGAGAGCAUGGGAAAUAAAAGGGAUCUCGGCGUAGAGGAGCUAUCAGAGUGUGCUCAGGACUUCUACCAAAACAUGUCGGACCGUCUCAUGAAUCAUUAUAAAGGUUCCUCUGAAAAGGUGGACAGGGUGAUGGACCAGGUGGAAAAAUACAUCAUGACUCGACUGUAUAAAAGCGUCUUCUGUCCAGAGACUACUGAUGAUGAGAAAAAAGACCUGGCCACCCAGCACAGGAUUCGGGCCUUGCACUGGGUAACCAUUCAGAUGCUGUGUGUUCCUGUGGAUGAAGAGAUCCCAGAGGUGUCUGAUAGUGUAGUCAAAGCUAUCACAGAUAUCAUUGAGAUGGACUCCAAACGUGUGCCGAGGGAUAAGCUGGCCUGCAUUACAAGUUGCAGUAAGCAUAUCUUCAACGCCAUCAGGGUUACUAAGAAUGAACCAGCCUCUGCCGAUGACUUCCUGCCUACCCUCAUCUUUAUCGUGUUGAAGGCCAAUCCACCCCGGCUGCAGUCAAACAUCCAGUACAUCACACGCUUCUGCAUCCCCUCGAGACUUAUGACGGGAGAGGAUGGAUACUACUUUACCAACUUGUGCUGUGCUGUAGCCUUCAUAGAGAAACUGGACGCCCAGUCAUUGAAUCUUAGCCCUGAGGACUUUGAGCGCUACAUGUCCGGUCUGGCUUCCCCUCGAAGGCCAGAUGAUCCAGCAGCCUGGCCCCAGACCGGCUCCAAUAUUAACCCUGUGGUUAGCCAGAUCCAUCAAAAUCAAAGCAUCCUAUCCAACCUAGAAAAAAGACAGCAGCAGGUCAUAGAGGAGGCAAACAGCCUCCAGACAGAACUGGCAGAAUGGCAGGACAGCGUGGCCCGUGAGGUCCAGGAGAUCUUGGAGAGAUACCCACUGGAGAUCAAGCCUCGGGCAUCUGCGAUCGAUGCAGAAAAUGUGGAAAACGACAGGUUACCACCUCCUCUGCAGCCCCAAGUGUUUGCUGGUUAGAAAACUAAUCUGGGUUGAUAAGCAAAUGUUAAUGCUUACUUUACUCAUUCCAAGAUGGUCAAAAUGUGUUUUUAAAUGAAAUGGCUGCUUUGUCCAAGAUCUCUUACUUCCUGUAAUGUAUGAAUACAGGGAUGUUACCAAUACAUCAGAAAUCCUCAUCUGUUUCCUAAACAAAUUCUUGUAGGAUUGCGUUUAUGUAGCCGAGUUCGAAAGGAAAAGGCUGAGAGACUAAAGCUUUAAAAGACGUGUCAUUAACUUGAUCAACAUUUAAAUACUUUAGCUGUUUUAAAUAACAGAAAGUAGCUGCUAAUAUGUAGUCUUAAUCAGUUUUGAUGUGCUUAUAUCAACAUAUCAGCUUUUCCCAUGCAGAUAAGUCAAUUUCACUGUAGGUUGAUGUUUCCCCACCUUCUGUAUGAAGGUGUUUACUGUGAUCUUUUUUAUGGGUGUAUAAAAUGUACUUUUGCUUGUACUGCAUAAUGAAAACAAUGACGUUAAACCCCGUACAAACUGUUUCCUAACUGUAGCUUUUAAAGUACCUUUGGUGUGUCACACAUGCUUGAUGUAUAAACUUCUAUGGUACCUUUCAAUGAUGGUCAUUCUUAAAUGCUAGGUCAUGUUACCGAUCAGCAAUACUACUGUGCAGAUAUUUGAAGAAUGAACACUAUUUCAUAGGAAUUUGUUUGCAAAACAAAAUGCAUUAUUUGUGUGAAUACAAAUUUUCCACAUAGAUGUACAAUUCUGUAAUGAUAACCAAAGGAUGUACAUUGGAAAAUAACCACUCUUCAACCAAGAUGGAAAUGGCAUUAAUAUCUUUGGCAUUUAAUGUCAGCUUUGCAGAAAACUGUUUAAAUGUGAUGCAGUUUUUAUUUUAAAACCAUGUCCCAACUGUAAACGGUACUUAACAUUAAAUUUGUGUGGAAAUUAUCAGUUUAAUUCCGUUAUGGUGGUUUAUGAUUGUGUUAUAUUAACUAAACUACUUUAUUUAUGGUGUAAAUAUAACAACCUUGAAGUGUGUUGUUCGUAAAUAAUUCAUAAAUCGGAAAUUGAAAGUCUUUUUAGCAAAAUAUGUGGUUAUUAGUAACUUUGAGGUGUGGUCAUUGAGUCCGUAGGGAUCAUAAGAAACACAUUACAUACAUCCAAUUGUAGAAAUCAUCAGUAUAGUAACACUGAUUCACACCAUAAAAUACCAUGGAAAAUAAUAUUUUAAAUGUUGAUGGUCAAUAUUAAUUAUUUUACCAUAAUUAAUAUACAUAAUACAAUAACAUACACUAAAAAGGGUUAAAAUACCCUGUGGUAAGUUCUCCCCAGGAUUGUUCUCAAGGGCUGCCUGUUUACUAACUGUGUAGAAUAUGUCGUUGAGAACAUGUACAAAUAUACACCUAAAAUUCUCAAUGUCAGCCUAAAUGUGCAAUGUCUCAUUGGCUAUAGCCUGAUUUUAACUGUUCAAAUUGUAAUAUUUUGUAAAAUGUUAAUAAGAGACUCGUUUAAAGAUCUAUCUCAUCCUAAACAGAUCUGCAGCCCCCCCCAAACCCGAGUCUCGUACGAUACUUCUA
Molecule: messenger RNA, 4204 nt
Organism: Triplophysa rosa
Lineage: Eukaryota; Metazoa; Chordata; Actinopteri; Cypriniformes; Nemacheilidae
Gene: rabgef1
Product: RAB guanine nucleotide exchange factor (GEF) 1
Exons: 12
Coding region: 996-2651 (551 amino acids)
Biological process (GO): vesicle-mediated transport
Cellular component (GO): cytosol; endocytic vesicle
Molecular function (GO): guanyl-nucleotide exchange factor activity; small GTPase binding; zinc ion binding
Source: RefSeq, a predicted model, not a curated record